CCAGGGACUCCAGACAAGCUGCCUGAAACUGGAGCAGCGCCUGGGCGUCGCUAAUGGCCAUAUUGCGUGCCUCUCCCAAGAGAGAGACAAGCUUUCAGACACCCACGCCACCCUCACGGAGCAGAACAAGUCUCUGAAAGAAGAACUGCUCCGCUCGACCCAAGUACUGGAGAAGCGUGUGGUGACGCUCGAGGGGCACUUGAAGGAGAAGGAGAAUGAGCUAUCUGACGUCAUGGACAAGUGGAGAUCCGAGCGCCGAAGCGCCGAGACAGGAACUUCGGCACUCUCCAAGGCUCAGCGGGCCUUGGACACCAAAGACGAAAAGAUUGUCCAACUCGAGCAAAACAUCCGAGAGCUCAACGCCAUUAUAUCGAAUGUGCGGGUUGACAGGCAAACAAAAAACAAUCGAGGCACAUCAAAGCCGCGUGCAACACCUCCAAGAAAAGUUUCUCCAAGAUAUCCAAAAGGCCGGCAAGCUCGAGGGCGAAAGAGUCGAGGCGGAGCUGCGCCAGCGAUUUGCUAUCGACAGAGACGAAGCGCUUCGAGAGCUCAAGCAAAAGAUGCAUCAGGAGGCCAGCCAGACCCAAGACCGCCUUGUCCAUCAGAUCGACUCGCUCAAGCUGAGCGUCGAGCGGAGCAACAUCGAGCUACAGCGGAAAUGCCAGAAUAUUGAAGAGGAGUGGGCUCGCAAGUACGGCUCGUUGGCUGAGCAGCUCCAGGCCCAGAGAACCAGUCACGCAGCUGAAAUGCAAGAGCUUCAGUACAAGCUUACAGAGGCCAGCGAACGUGUCCCCACUCUGUCCUCCGUCGCCGAGGACGAGUUUCGAACGCAGCUCGCCAAGAGAGACGCCGAGAUUGCCUUCCUGAAGAACACUGUCCGAAUCGAGUGCGAGGAGCGAAUGGAGCUCAUCGCCGCCGUCGACACGCUCAAGAAAAAGUUCAAUGGCAUCAUCGUGCCUGGCACAGAGGGCCUCCAGGCCAAUCUCCGGACGGGCCCACACCAGCGAUUGCCGGCCAUCGACGGCUCCAGUCCCAGACCAGAUCCCGCCGAGACCAUCGGACCAUCCAGGAGCAUGCCCGAGCUCGGUGCCGUUCAUCCAGCGCUGUCGGCGUCAUCACCAUCACCACCAGCGUUCCCACGUCCCGAACUGCCGCUUCCGCCCCAACCGUCCCAACCGCCCCAGUCCAAGAGCGACAGCGAGCGACUGUUUGAACGGAAAGCGCACGUGGCAUCUGUUAAAAAGCUGGCCAAGAUGGCCAAGCUGCCAAAGAAAUAGAAUGGAUCCAGAUCCCAGAAUAAUGCAGCUGUCCUGGUUCAAAGCAGGAUGUCCCAUUUCGCUUCGGGAACGCACUGAUCCUCAGCUCAGGCGCCUCUUCUUGUGAGCUCUGUCACCUCCGCCCAACGUAUCAGUGUCGAUUGCACUUGUUUGAGCAGCGCGGGCCUCUUCCCUCGUCGAGGUGAGAAUGGUGCAUCAUGUUGAAGAAAUAAUGGGACAUUGUCUCAUUUGGACAACCACGGCGUAGUCG
Polychytrium aggregatum is the source of this 1527-nucleotide messenger RNA. RefSeq lists its product as uncharacterized. Lineage: Eukaryota; Fungi; Chytridiomycota; Chytridiomycetes; Polychytriales. Bases 216 to 1277 code for a protein of 353 amino acids. The transcript has 7 exons. The record is from RefSeq and is a predicted model, not a curated record.